UUCUUUACGCAGCUGUGGCUCACACCUCGCCCGCGCUGUCAGACGCAGAGGCUCUACCCGACGGUCUCAGUCAACGCGUCCGCCUGGCCUCCUGUUCUCCGGACUUUCCCCCUUUAAAAAAAAAAAUAAAAAAAAAUCUUCAACCGUGUUUGCGACGUCAGGAAUGACCCAAUAAACAGCAGGUGAACACGGAUGAAGUUUGUUUCUCCCUCUGGUCAACCGAAGUCGGUUUAUGCGAUUGACUGAAUUUUGGAAUUCCAUCCCAGGCUUUGUGCGUCAGGAAAACUACUCAAGUUGUUACCAAUGGCACCCCGACUGACAGAUCUGAGAGUUGGGUUCAUCUUGAUCAUCCUCCUCUCCACAGGUUCAAGUGAAAACGAUGUGGACUUGAAAUUUUGUGGCAUCUGGCGCCAUGGCGAGGGCCCCCUGAGCCUGAGCGUCAACCUCUCCCCAGGCUGUAAAGGGCUCUCAAUCUCAGCCAAUAAGAGCUCUCUGUCCGUCGACGGGCAGAUCACAGCCCAGUGUUCACGGUCUGAAGUGAUUUCCUUCCACCAGUUUGGACUCGAUUCAGAGAAGCACAGUAGCUUCUGUCUGUACUGGGAACCAUUGCUGGACCAGUUGAAGCUGGAGGUCAAAGAAAACAACCUUACUCUGUGCUGGCCUGCCAGCCUGCAUGGCUCCUGCUGUACUGAUCUGUCUCAUGGCCCCAACGAACCCCAAGCAGCCUAUGGCAUAAUCAAUGGGACAGUCAGAACAGAUUUCAUCACCCAAAACACACACAUAGCCUACAAGUUCAAUGGAAAUAUCAUCAGCUGCAAAGAAUUAUGUGAUCAAGCAAGACAAAGAUCCUUCCCACAUGACAUGACUGGGGGCACUGAAGAUCCAUGCGCUCGCCGCAUUGAGGUGGAGAUGAAGGAAGAUUUCAAAGGCCACAACGUCACAUCACCUGUUGCUAAAGGUAAAGUUGAAGAGCCUGCAACCACUGUCCAUCUCCCCCUCGCUCUGAAAAAAGCUACAAGAAAGACUAGCAAAGUAUCCUGCACUUUCUUCAAGAACAACUCCCUCUUCCAGGAUGGCUACAAGGAGGUCAGGGUUCUCAACAAUGUGGUGGAAAUCACUGUGACGAACGAGGUCAUCGCUAAUCUGUCUGAGCCAGUCAGGAUAGGCUUUCACCACAAUGCCAUACCUAAAUAUCAUCCGAGGAAAUGUGUUUCAUGGGACACCAGAAAAGAUCCACUGCGGGUCAACUGGUUGGUAGAUGGAUGUGAGACACGAUGGACAGGACCAGAAUACACAGAGUGCCUCUGUGACCACCUGACUUACUUCUCUGUACUGGUGCAACUAAAGCCUGGACCGGUGCGCCACCUCUUGGCACUGACUGCAAUUACAUCUCUGGGCUGUGCCGUGUCUUUUAUCAGCUGCGUCGCUCUCAUCAUUUAUCUCUGCAGGAAGAGCAAACGAUGUAAGGAGCAGUCCAUACCCAUCCACAUGGGCUUAGCUGUGUCUCUCGCUUUCCUCAACCUGCUCUUCUUUUUCACUGGGGUCCUGGCCAACAUGGGAGAGAAGGGUUUGUGCACCUGGGUGGGGGCAGGACUCCACUAUGCCCUGCUGAGCUCCCUCACAUGGAUGGGCAUAGAAGUUUUCCACACCUUUUGGUUGGUGUACAUGGUUUUCAGCCCCUCCCCAAAGCCCUACGUAUGGACCCUGGUCGGCUUCGCUCUCCCUGCUGUUCCUGUCGUCAUCCUGGUUGCAGUAGGUGACAUCUACGGAGUGAAAGAGGUGGUGCCAAGCGAUGAUGUUACCAGCCCUUAUCUGAUGUGUUGGAUGAAUGACAACUCCAAGGCCUGGCUGGCUCACUAUUUCACCAACCUGACCAUCCUGGUCAUCUUGGUGUUCUCUGGCAUUGUGAUGCUCUCCCUGGUCUACAGGGAGAUCCGCAACAGAGAUGAGUGGAGGCAGAACCGUGUGGCUUUUCUCAGUAUCUGGGGCCUCAGCUGCCUCUUUGGAACAACUUGGGGUCUGACCUUCCUGAACUUUGGAUUUCUAACUGACUUCGUUCUUUUCCUCUCCUGCAUCCUCAACUCUUUUCAAGGCUUCUUUCUAAUGCUGCGGUUCUACAUGCUGGAGUGGAUGCGGAAGCAGGCCGGUGGCUCUGCUCUUGGCAGCAACAGCACUGGAUCUACCCGACAGCACAUGCUACAGGCGCAGGAGAAGAGUUAAACAGGCUUGUGUGUGGUGCAUAACAAAGAAAAAGCUGCAACAGUCGAGCUUUUUAUGUAAAAAAUAAAGUGUUAUUUUCGGCAGAAAUUAUAAAAAUGGAGAGUGUUCAGAGCAUGAACUGAGAUGCUGUGGAUUCAGAGUUUCUUCAGUUGAAAUUCUGUUGUCAGGUGUGGUGGCUGCUGGGAAAUCUGAGCGAUAACCCAUAACUGAGGAGUGAAUUCCAAAGCAGCGAACAAAAUUUUCUACCACCGGCACCAGUAGCAUUAGUACUCCUCUAGCAGCUAAAACUAGAGCCACAGAGCAAGAAAAGUAGUAGACCACAGGUGUUCAGGUGACCACAGGUGCUUAGCUUUCUCUGAUUGCACUGCUGCCAGGAUGUUCAAUGAGUCUGGUCGCAGAAAAGUUUGACGGCAUCUCUCCAAAUGAAGAUAAGUUUUGGACCAUAUUUCAACUAAAAGUAUUAUGAAAAACUUACCUACUGUAAUUUUAAUUUUGGCUACAUAUGGCUCUCACAGUUAUAAAGCAAACAGCUGGAGAGGAGCUAGAUAUAACCUUCUAACCUCGCUGUAAUCAACCUGGUGUAGCAAACCCCAUUCACAGUCAGAACAGGUCAAAAAAGAUAAAUUAUUACUUGAUUCUUCUUCUGUGGGGCAGCGGAGAAGAAAUGACACAGUCACUCAGGAACUUAUAAAACAGGCCUGGAGCCUGUAUCUGUAGAAUACCUAGACUGGCUCUAGAUGUAGAAGGGAAGAAAUUUAUUUGAGAUUUUAAAUUCUAAGCUGGGGACAAAGUUAAGUUUUAUUUUCCAGGCAGGGAACCUUGUGGAAGUUUAAAGAUGCAGGUCACUAUGCUGUGAUUGCCACUAUAUUAUCUGUAAAGAACAUAAAAAGUAUAUAUUAUUAUUGAAGCUCUCUGUGAACCUUAGAUAAGCUUUUUAUUUUUUAUUUUGUACUGUGUACCCUUUUGUUUCAUAGCUAAGUUUUUAAGUUUUUCUUUUUUUUCAAAGUAGCACUUUAGAUAUUCAGUACUUAUAGAACCUCAGUGAGUUGUCCUUUGUGUUGCCUUAAGACAAUAUGUAUGCAUUUUAAAAUAAUAGCUGAUUUUUUUUAAUACAGAGAAGAACGACUUCAUAUUUUCUCCAGACCUUCAGUCAAUAAGAUGAUAAUAAGAUCCCUCAUUUUCAAAAUGGACCAAAUGCAUUUAAGUUGGUUCUGGCACACUGAUUUUUAUUUUUUUUAUUUUUUUCUGUUCAAUUUGAAAUGGAGAGGUAAGAUUCUUAUAUAUAUAUAAUUCAGUCAUCUCCAGCAGCAGAGCCCGCAUUGGAGUUUUUAGAUACUGUGAUGUUUGCACUGUUUUAUUUUACGUGAAAUUUUAUGUCCAUUGAAUCAUUGUGUAUGUUUGAGUUUUUAUAUGUAUAUAGAGUAUUAAAAAAAAUCUUUUGGUUACAAAGA
Messenger RNA from Lates calcarifer (barramundi perch), 3671 nucleotides. It is a transcript of the gene adgrg1, whose product is annotated as adhesion G protein-coupled receptor G1. Gene Ontology annotation, molecular function: G protein-coupled receptor activity. The transcript has 15 exons. NCBI's taxonomy places the organism in Eukaryota, Metazoa, Chordata, Actinopteri, Centropomidae. Gene Ontology annotation, biological process: cell surface receptor signaling pathway; adenylate cyclase-activating G protein-coupled receptor signaling pathway. The coding region runs from base 304 to 2220 and encodes 638 amino acids. The record is from RefSeq and is a predicted model, not a curated record. Gene Ontology annotation, cellular component: membrane.